AUGACGCGAGAAGGAGAAAGAGAAAGAAAUAGAAAGAGGCGUGGACAUGAUCUUGAGAUUUCUGAGCUGAAAAAAGUGGGUAGAGAUGCAGUUGGGAUUUAUAUUCCUCCAUUUAAGUUGGGUGGAAUGAAUAUGAUGAAAGAAAUUGAGGACAAAAACAGUCUGGAAUAUCAACGUCUGACUUGGGAUUCCCUUAGAAAAAGUUUUAAUGGUUUGAUGAACAAGUUGAAUGUUACUAAUAUCAACAACAUUAUUCCAGAUUUUUUUAGUGAAAACUUGUUCAGGGGAAUUGGUCUAUUUUGCCGAUCAUGUAUGAAGUCACAGAUGGCAUCUCCAGAUUUUACUCAUGUAUUUGCUGCUCUGGUUGCUGUGAUCAACACUAAGUUCCUUUUAGUUGGUGAUCUUCUUUAGGGGAUUGUAUUGCAGCUUAAAAGAGCUUACAAACGAAACGACAAGCCUCAACUCAUAGUUGCUGUCAAAUUCAUAGCACAUCUUGUCAAUCAGCGAGUUGCUCACGACCUUCUGGCUUUCGAAUUGCUAACUAUUCUAUUGGACCAGCCUACUGAUGAUAGUGUGAAAGUUGCUGUUGAUUUUGUCAAGGAAUGUGGCUCUAUCCUUCAAGAACUUUGUCCAAACGGUCAGUAUAGUAUCUUUUAGCGAUUCAGAGGGAUCCUGCACGAAGGCGACAUUGACAAAAGGGUUCAGUUUCUGAUUGAAGACCUUUUCGUCAUCAGAAAGGCUAAAUUCUGUGGAUAUCCGGCUGUUCGGCCUGAAUUGAAUCUUGUGGAGCCAGAAGAUCAGUUCACUCAUGAGAUAUCCUUGGAAGAUGAGAUAGAUCUUGAGACUGAUCUUGACAUUUUCAUGCACGACCCUGAUUUCUUCGAAAGUGAGAAAUUUUAUGAGGAGUGGAAGAAAUGUAUACUAGGAGUUGAGUCAGAAGAUGAGGCUGCUUCUGAUGCUCGAUCUGAUGAGGAAGAAGAAGACGAGGGAGAGGAUGAAGAUGACGAAGAGGAGCUGAUGCAAAUUAAAGAUGAAACAGAGACUAACCUUAUAAAUCUUCGAAGGACGAUAUAUCUAACAAUCAUGUACAGUGUUAAUUUUGAAGAAGCUAGCCAUAAGUUGCUAAAAAUCAUACUUGAACCGGGGCAAGAGAUGGAGCUGUGUAUAAUGUUCUUGGAGUGCUGCAGACAAGAGAGGAAAUAUCUCAGAUAUUAUGGUCUAUUGGGCCAACGCCUUUGUAUGCUUAACAAAGUACAUCAGGAGAAUUUCGAGAAGUGCUUUGUUCAACAGUACUCGAUGAUUCAUCGCCUUGAGACAAACCAGUUACGCAAUGUGGCCAAAUUCUUUGCUCAUUUGCUGGGCACUGAUGCUCUUCCUUGGCGCGUAUUAGCUUACAUACGUCUGACAGAGGAGGAUACUACUUCUUCGUCCCGUAUCUUCAUCAAGAUCCUCUUCCAGGAAUUGUCUGAGCAUCUAAAAAUCCGCCUACUCAAUGCACGACUUAAUGAUCCAACAAUGGUGGACCAAUUCGAGUCAAUACUCCCACGAGAUAAUCCUAUAAACACACGCUUCUCUAUUAACUUCUUCACUUCUAUUGGUCUAGGAGGUAUAACAGAGAACUUGAGAGAGUACCUAAAGAAUACACCGAGAAAGAUAAUGCAACAACAAAAACCAGACUCAGAAGCUGAAUCUGGUUCUGCCUCCGGUACAAGCUCAUCAGGCCCGGGUUUUUCCUCUUCCGGAUCAGAUUCCUCAAGCUCAGAUGGGAGUGAUAGUGAUGAUGAUAGGCGUAACAAAAAGAGAAAGAAUGCUAGUGGUGGUGGUGGUGGUAGAGAUAAGAAACUGAAGAGAUAUUAGUUUUUGUCUCUUUGGUAAACUCACAAGGAAAGAAAGAUAUUAUGUUCUGUAAACGAAUUUAAGAAAGAUUUGCAAUGUCUUGUGGAUGAUUGAGCAGAAAUUUAUACCAAAAAUAUAGUGUUUAAUUUGUAUUUA
Beta vulgaris subsp. vulgaris (sugar beet) is the source of this 1992-nucleotide messenger RNA. RefSeq lists its product as uncharacterized. Gene Ontology annotation, cellular component: catalytic step 2 spliceosome. Gene Ontology annotation, biological process: mRNA splicing, via spliceosome. Gene Ontology annotation, molecular function: RNA binding; protein binding. The record is from RefSeq and is a predicted model, not a curated record. Lineage: Eukaryota; Viridiplantae; Streptophyta; Magnoliopsida; Caryophyllales; Amaranthaceae.